UGUUGGUAGGGUAGAGAGAAAGGGGGGGGGGGUGAUAUGGGUUAGUGGGCAGGGUGUGUGUCCAGCCAACUGGACACACACACACACACAGACAUGGCUCUGAACUCAAGACAACCUUUUGAGAUCCAGUGAGGAAGGUACAUGGGCAGAAGUGUUGAGCGUUUGUUUUGUUUGUUUUGUGUGAGAAUGUACUGUGUUUCUUCAGAUCUAUUUAUGAACUAUUACAUAAAAAGUGACGUUCACAUGUAUAUAUUGCCUUUUUGUUUGAGCUGCAACUCACUUUCUCUCUUUAUGAGUACUUUUGGGGCAUAGCUGGUGGGUAUGAGCUUGGGGGAUGAGGAGUGUGUGUGUGUUUGAUACUGUUCAUAAGAUCCUCAAUAUUAGAAUACUAGAACAAUUGAGUAGGAGAAGAUGCAAUUGUAAUACAUGUUCCGUUGUGGAACAUUUCAAGAAUAAUGGUACCUUUACAUAAUGCAAACACUAUUGUGUGUGUGCGUGUGUACGUAGACAUACCUAUGCACAGACUAUUAAAAGCUACAGUAUAUAUGAACUGGUCAUGCUGGAUAUUGACACUCAAAGGUUACGAUGGUGGCACGGGUGUAUUCCUAUAUCAACAUUGGACACAACGGGGGGAUUAACAAUUUAUACUGAAGACAGCGCUACUCAUUCUAAACUAACUGAAAUUGAUCAAUGCUUCCUAAAAAAGUAGCCUACAUUAGACAUUUUAAUCCCCAACAGUAAUGUCUCACUGUGCAUGAAUAAGAUAUUUGAAUAAUACUGAAUCGUUAAUUGUGUGAUGGGCUACCAGAGAGCGCGCUCCCUUGCGCCCCGCCUUCGGGGAUGUGCUUGGAGAGACGGGUCAACUUCAGGAGGUUUUUAAGCUCAUGAGAGCAGAGCCAAAUCUUGACCUGUAAACCAAAAGCUCACUAACAUCCACAGAACACAACGGUCAUCUCAACUCACCGACAUAUCUUAACCUUGGCAACGAGAAAAGCUUGGCACCGGUUUUAUCGUGAAAAACGUAACUUUUCGAACUGGGGAGCUGACAUACACUAGACGAACCGUUUUAAUGUGCGCAAUGCGCUAUCCGAACGGAAGUAAAUAGACUUUUGGGCAAAGACCAGUUGGCUUUGCCGUGCGACAUUCGUGUCCCCUGCUUCAUCUUGUACCUGCCUGUGGCGACUUUGGACAACGUGCGUGAAUUCGUCGGUGAAGAUGGCUGGCUGCUGCAUGUCGGCGGCGGAGAAGGAGAGGAACCGAAUCAACCAAGAGAUUGAAAGGCAACUUCGACGGGACAAGAGGGACUCGCGCAGAGAGUUGAAACUGCUGCUGUUAGGUACGGGGGAGAGUGGGAAGAGCACCUUCAUCAAGCAGAUGAGGAUCAUCCACGGAUCGGGCUACACGGACGAGGACAAGAGAGGCUUCACCAAGCUGGUCUACCAGAACAUCUUCACAGCCAUGCAGGCCAUGAUCAGAGCCAUGGAGACCCUCAACAUCCCCUACUCCAGCCCCCAGAACCAGAGCCAUGCCGCGCUGCUCAGUGAGGUGGAGGUGGACCAGGUGGUGGAGCUGGAGCCGGGGAAGGUGGAGGCGGUGAGGAGCCUGUGGGGAGACUCCGGCCUCAAGGAAGCCUACGACCGCCGCCGGGAGUACCAGCUGUCUGACUCGGCCAAAUACUACCUGACUGAACUGGACCGCAUCGCGGGGCCCACCUACCUGCCCACACAGCAGGACAUCCUCAGGGUCAGAGUGCCCACCACUGGCAUCAUCGAGUACCCCUUCGACAUGGACAACGUCAUCUUCAGGAUGGUGGACGUGGGGGGUCAGAGGUCGGAGAGGAGGAAGUGGAUCCACUGCUUCGAGAACGUCACCUCCAUCAUUUUCCUGGUGGCCCUCAGCGAGUACGACCAGGUCCUGGCCGAGUGUGACAACGAGAACCGCAUGGAAGAGAGCAAAGCGUUGUUUAAGACCAUCAUCUCCUACCCCUGGUUCCAGAGGUCCUCCGUCAUCCUGUUCCUCAACAAGACAGACAUCCUGGAGGAGAAGAUCGUGUACUCCCACCUGGCCAACUACUUCUCCGAGUACACAGGGCCUCGAAGCGACCCCAAGACGGCCAGAGAGUUCAUCCUGAAGAUGUACCAGGACCAGAACCCAGACAGGGAGAAGACGGUGUACUCCCACUUCACCUGCGCCACGGACACCGAGAACAUCCGCUUCGUGUUCGUCGCCGUCAAGGACACCAUCCUGCGACACAACCUCAGAGAGUUCAACCUGGUCUAGCGCCACCAACUGUCAGACCGUAGAGAUGCAAUGUCAGUAAUAUUCAGUCUUAUUCUAAUUACGUGUCUGGCCAAAGAGCUGGGUGUGGUUUAGAUCAGACCUGGGCCAAAUACUAUUUGCAACUACUGUGAAAUACUUGGGGUGAGCUUGAUUUAUUUAUCACCAAGUCCAUCGAAGCCAGCUGACCAGAACCAGCGCAACUUUGGGCUUGCACAAAUCACACCACAAAGAGUUUCCAAUCCAGCAUUUGACUCAGGCCUUAUGAAGCCUGCUGCUACUUCCUCAAGUAGGUUCAGGUUACAACAUUUCGGGCGAAAAAAAGAAUUUCUGUAGAAGUUUCUGUAUAUUUAGGAGAUGGAAGGCUCCUGUGCUUGUAAAGGUAGGAAAGCCAAAGUUUACAUUUUGUCAGUGAGGUAUACAUUUCAUGUCUACAUUUGUUGAAAUGGACAUCACACUAUUUAUCAAACUGUGUGCUUAGUAUAGACAGACAUGGUUGUACUUUGAAGAAAUGAGGGUUUCUAAGUGUGCUUAUCAUUCUUUAGAGAUGGUUGGAGAACAGACAGAUAAUGGUAAACGUAGAGAGGUGUGGGUGAAUAAAUGUAAUCCCCCCCAAACUGUCAAAAGCAUCCGGCAUUUCCUCUGUGCUGUCUGGCCCUGAGCACAGCCAGCCUAGCCCCGCCCUGCGCCAUGCCGUGGGGAUGUGUGGUGUGGCAUUUCUAACGCCUUUUUCCUCUGCCUGUGACACAUAGUACCAGUGGGUCAAACCCAAACCUGUGCACCUUACUGCCCUCCCAUCUGUGUCAGUCCUCCUGUCCCAUUUGAAGCACGUAAAUAUGAUUACAUGAAGCGCCUUGUGUCUGUCGGUGACAGAAUGACGACAAUCAGGCUUGCUCUCAGUCCAAGUGAAUGUGUUGCUAAUGAAACAUGUCUUUUUAUAGCAGUAAUGGAAAAUAAAAUGUAUUUAUAUUGCAUUUAAAUAAAACAAGAG
Messenger RNA from Osmerus eperlanus (European smelt), 3268 nucleotides. RefSeq names its product guanine nucleotide-binding protein subunit alpha-14-like. Gene Ontology annotation, cellular component: heterotrimeric G-protein complex. The coding region runs from base 1216 to 2280 and encodes 354 amino acids. The transcript has 7 exons. NCBI's taxonomy places the organism in Eukaryota, Metazoa, Chordata, Actinopteri, Osmeriformes, Osmeridae. Gene Ontology annotation, molecular function: G protein-coupled receptor binding; G-protein beta/gamma-subunit complex binding; guanyl nucleotide binding. Gene Ontology annotation, biological process: phospholipase C-activating dopamine receptor signaling pathway; adenylate cyclase-modulating G protein-coupled receptor signaling pathway; action potential. The record is from RefSeq and is a predicted model, not a curated record.